Molecule: messenger RNA, 1186 nt
Organism: Suillus plorans
Lineage: Eukaryota; Fungi; Basidiomycota; Agaricomycetes; Boletales; Suillaceae
Exons: 1
Coding region: 157-1113 (318 amino acids)
Source: RefSeq, a predicted model, not a curated record
AGGGAACGCCUACAUAACUACCAUGCUAAGAUGCGUAUCUACCACUCCUCUUGAUGUGCAUGCAUUGUGAGUGACAUAAAAUAACGAGGCAUACGGAACAAAGCGAGACCAAAACAUCAAAGAAAAAAUGCCGCAAAGAACAAAUGCAAUGAUAACAUGCUUGACAUACGUGAAAUCCCAUCCCAUGUGCAUCGUCUCCCCUUCGUCGUUUUCCUUUUCAUUACCCCUCAAACCCUCCGAAUCGUGGCACUCCUCCCGAUCGUACUUGAACUUCCGGUCAUGCUGGGCAGUUUUGACUUUGGCGCGCUAAUGGUGGGCGCUGGAAGUCUGGAUGCAGGUAGCGUUCCGCCUGUAGGACGGGGCAGCCCCGAAGCCAUGCCUACAGUCGCAAAGCGCGAUGGCGGGCGCAGGCUCUUUGAUGUAGCAGUGGUAUUAGAUGCGGUUGGUAUCUUCACUGGCGGAGCCUUGCUAAGUGAUGACGCAGUAGGCUUCAGCAACCUUGAUUUGAGCGUCCCACUAGAUGGUUUUGUCUGUACAGGUUGGGAGGGCAUACACAUCUCAAGGGGUGAAUGGGGAGGCUCAGUAGCUUUUGUGCGCAGACCGAGGACGCUUGUGAGUUUGCUCUUCAUACCCAGCGUAGGCCGUAUACCCUGCUCAGGCUUGCAAAAUACAUUCGCCUUAAGGUCGGCAGGUACCAGCCCAGGAGGAGGGCGACGCACACCAGUUAGUAUUGGUUUGUGGAUCGAGGUGGAAGGUACAGUCGGUGACACCUGCUCCUCUGCGCUACUUCCAGCAGACGAGCCCGCACUAGACAGGGAAGUUGUCCUGUCAUGUGCCUUGGGCCGCUUCACAAUGCGGAGCGCAUGCACUGGAGCUGCGGGAACUGGUGCAGUGAAUGCCAGCGAAACCCUCGGCGGUGUCACUGAUUGCAAUGCUGGAGAAGGGAUCGGGGAUAAAGGUGCAGACACCUUCAGUGACUCAGAGACCUCAACCUCGGGUGCAACAACCAUGGCUGGCCGCGGGGAGGGCGACGACAAUUUCAUUCCCGGAGAGAGGCUGCUCCGUCUUGUUGUCAAUCUCAUGGCUACAGGGGGAGCUGGUACAAUGGCAUGAAAAAAGGGGGAAAAAUCAAAGAUAUGAACGCACCAUUUGCAGUAACCGCUGGAGGUGAUGGUUGUGGCGUUGG